Hyalella azteca is the source of this 929-nucleotide messenger RNA. RefSeq lists its product as uncharacterized. The transcript is spliced from 3 exons. The record is from RefSeq and is a predicted model, not a curated record. NCBI's taxonomy places the organism in Eukaryota, Metazoa, Arthropoda, Malacostraca, Amphipoda, Hyalellidae. The coding region runs from base 29 to 805 and encodes 258 amino acids.
UUUCUCUUCUUCUCAACAUAGAAGGAGUAUGCAGGCCCGUAUUCGUCGCUUGUUGAGACGAUGUUGGCGAAGAACAAGACCGGACUCUGCAAUAUGUCAAAUAGAUGUGGACGGGACAUACCACAACCCACGCGGCUCCGCCAAAACGCCUUCAUACGCGCUUGGAAAUACUGAGUUCUACGCUUCAUCCGAUGACCCGGACCUGGACUGGGCUUUGGAGCUCUCGAUGGCUGAGCUCGCACGUCGGCCGAGUGUCGAGAGCAGCUCGGCGGGGCGAGGAGGUCAGGAGGCCAACAGUACCGACAUGUUUGAGCUCACACGUCGGCCGAGUGUUGGGAGCAGCUCGGCGGGGCGAGGAGGUCAGGAGGCCAACAGUACCGAUAUGUUUGAGCUCACACGUCGGCCGCGUGUCGGGAGCAGCUCGGCGGGGCGGGGAGGUCAGGAGGCCAACAGUACCGACAUGUUUGAGCUCACACGUGGCUACGACGCGAGAAGCAUUGGCUGCAUGGACCCUCUGAAUGCAAUCACGUCACAAUGUGGAAGUGUAAAUAGUAAAGUGUGCGUUAACAGAAACUUUUUACAUCUUGACGUGCUUAAAAAUAAGGAUUCAAGUUCUGGAGAGAAACAAAUUGAAGAAACUAGUGUGAAUAUACCUGAAACGUCUUCUAUAGAAAGUAUUUUACCGCGCGACGAAAGCCCAAAACGUAAUAUAGAUUUUUACAGUUCCCUACAAGACUGUGGGGGCAUUAGACAAUCCAAUUCUUCUAGCACCAGCGGGUGCAUAGACCAAAUAACUCGAUGCUGACAUCGGCUGGAAUCAACGCGAUAUGAAGCAAGUAGUAGAAAAGAUGUGAAUUAUCUUCUGAUCCAAUAAAUGAUACUCAAUUAAUUGUUUUACGUUUUAUGUAACACAUAAUUUUCUAUAAUAG